AUGGCUACGAGCAACAAUCUUUUGGAUACCAGCCAGAAACCUGCUUUCCUACUGGCUAUGAUUCAGCGAUGGCUCCAAUUUGUCUUGCGGAUCAUCGUCAUGUUGAUUGCGGCCAUCAUUGUCACCCUUGCUACACAACUACGCACCGACUCGGGCUUCACAGGAGCCACUUUAGUCACGCUAAUGAGCUUUGGAGAUAUGCUUGCAACGAUAGUGCAAUCUUACACUACACUGGAGACAAGCAUUGGAGCUGUGGCUCGUCUGAAAGCUUUCAGUUCAUCAACAGAGCAAGAGUCAAAGCCAGAUGCAGAGCUUCUUCCAGAUCUAAAUUGGCCCUCAAAAGGUCAUAUCGAGGUGAAUAGUGUAUCAGCGUCAUACAGCGCGAACGAAACAUCCGAUCAGGACGCAAUGGCCCUUCGGAAUGUCAGUAUCACAUUCAACGCCGGUGAAAGCGUCGCAAUUGUAGGGCGAACAGGAAGCGGGAAAUCUUCUCUCCUUCUUCUUUUACUACGACUUCUAGAUCCUUCGCCUGCAGAUGGGCCUUCGAGCGGUAUUACAGUUGACAGUCUCCGCCUUGAAAGUAUUGAUCGAGAUCUUGUGCGUCGGCGUAUCAUCGCUGUCUCCCAGGAUCCUGUCUUUCUACCUCAAUGCGCAGGGUCAACAUUGAGGACUAACUUGGACCCAUUUCACGAGGCAUCGGAUGAUGACAUUCUCAGCACCUUAGAUCUACACGGUCUAGCCUUCUUAACAAAGGUGCAGGAAGGCUGUGAGGAGGAUGAAACUAGACUUGAUGGCUUAUUCUCAACCACUUCCCUCAGUCACGGCCAGAAACAACUAUUCAGUCUGGCACGGGCAGUCGUCAGAAAGCGGGUAAGAAGACAUGCUGGUGCCAAUGGGGGCGUUCUUCUUCUUGACGAAGCAUCGUCCAGUGUUGAUUCUGAAACCAAUGAGGUGAUGUGGAAGAUAAUUGAGAACGAGUUUGUGGGAUAUAGCAUUAUCAUGGUUGUACACCGCCUCGAUCUGGCUAUGAAAUGUGAUCGGGUGGUUGUAAUGGAGGCGGGCAGGGUGAUGGAAAGCGGCCAUCCAGGGGUCUUGAGACACCAGCAAAACGGGGCUUUCAGGGCCCUCAUGGAAACGAUGGAGUCUGGCAACGGUGGAAAAAAAGAUACGGAUAGACUAGACUAG
Fusarium sp. VM40 is the source of this 1185-nucleotide messenger RNA. The record is from the annotation of a GenBank genome assembly. Lineage: Eukaryota; Fungi; Ascomycota; Sordariomycetes; Hypocreales; Nectriaceae.